AGAGGGAGGAGAAGGAGGAGGUGGUGGUGAUAGUGUUGGAGGAAGAAGACUCAGUUCAACUCUGAGACCGGUCAGAGAGCUGCGGGUAAGUUUCCUCUCAGAUCGAUAACUUUACAGCUGAUGUUUCCUCGCUUUGGUAACUUCAAUGCUACAGAAACAGGCUAACUUGUUGUUGUCGUUGGUGCUGAGAGGCGAUUUACCAACUUUCAUUUCAUUUCUCCCAUCUUCCCUUUAUCUGUGAGUUUGUGUCUCCUGUAUUGAAUGGGAUUCUCUGAUAUUACAUGAGUUGUGUACUUUUCCCUAAGUGCAGAGUAUUUGUUUAAAGGUGUGUGGUUAAAGCAGGCAGAGGUGAAGGAAAGUUCACGGAGUCAAACAGGAUAAACGCAGAUCCGCUGCAAAUACUACUGACAACACUUAGAUGAGUGACAGAGAGGUAUCUAUCUAUCUAUCUAUCUAUCUAUCUAUCUAUCUAUCUAUCUAUCUAUCUAUCUAUCUAUCUAUCUAUCUAUCUCAUGUCAACUUUCUUUUUUCCUUCUUUUGUUUCGUAUCAUAUCAAACAGGGUAUCUUUUGGUUUGCCUUGACAAAACAGAGCAGGAAAAAAUGUUUUAAGAGAGUAGAGUUGUGUUUUUAAUGCCUUUAAUUUCUAAAUACUUUGUGAGCUAAAUGGGUUGAAGUUUUAACUAUGAAAAUAAUGCAAUUGCAAGUUAUUGUUGGACUGGUGCCCCAAAUGUUGUCUGAGACUGACUGAUUAAUCGGUGGGUGGAUUACUUGGCCGAUUAAUUCGUAUUGGCUCCCACAAGCCUGAUUUCACCAUCAUGAUAAUAACACAUUUUCUCUUAUCCUUAAUGUUGAAAGUACAACAAUGACUAGUUAAUGUUUAUAAUGCAGUUUAAUUUUUCUGUCGCUUAAGUUAUAAAAUCUGUGGCAAAAUCUGAUUUAUUUAACUUUUAUCUCCAAUGAAUUUGAUCUUUAACUACAGGUGGUUAUGUUUGUUUUUACAGAUUUUUAGAUCAUAAUGGAUAUAGAAAAAUAAAUUAUCUGUGACUUUUCUUUCCUAAGCCAAUAUAUUUACUUUGUACUCUUUCUGUUUAGAGAACUACAGAUGGCUGUAAUUAUCCCUUGUGGUCUUAUUUCCUCAGUCAAAUAUUUAUUGUCUACAUUUAUGUGAAAAAUGUUCUUUAAGGUCAGCGAUUUUGUUUCUCUUGUAAUAGUAUCAUCACAUUUUUUCAUUACAUGAAGAAAGAUACCAUGUGAUAUCAGCAUUAUGUGUCACCUGCUCUAGUAUCAGCCAUCAAAAUAAACCCACAUCAGUUCACCACUACUUGUGACACAUCUGUGUUCGCAUUUUUUUUUCUUUCAGUCUGUUUUGUGAUAAAUUAAAGAGACUUAAGUCAAAAUGAUGCUCUUCAGAGGAUACCAUUUUGUCUGUCAGACAACCCCUGCAGUGUUUGCGCCUCACAGUGACACAUUUUCUUUGAGUGUCAUACCAUGAAGUGGGUGACGACACCUCGGAGACCUCGGUCAGUUGUAGUCGUCAUGCAGUUGUCUCGGCUGUACAAUAGUACACUGUCAUGAGCACACAGAAAGAGCUGUUUUCAUUGCACAGCAUUAUCAGGCUCUUGUCAGUCUCCAUUUAUUCGCUCUUUUACUGAGUGCAGCUGUGUGAGGAGGACCUGCAUGGCUGUCUGUCACUGUGUCCCAGUGUGGCUCCGACCUCGCUCCCGUGUUGUGUAAAUAGUAACCUCAGCGUAACCGAUCCACCCUCCCUCACAGGAAAGUUUCCUCCAGGUUCAUCAAGUAACGUACAUGUUUGUUUUUUCAUCAGUUCAUCUGCUGAUUCAAGAUGGAGUCUCAGCGACUGAUCAGCUCUCCAGAUAUCAGGAUACAGCGGAGCUACGCACAGCCGCACAGCCCCAGAGGCAGUCAGGAGGGCGUGUUUGGGGUCAGGGUCCAGGUUCAAGGAAUCCAAGGCCAACCUUUCGUGGUUCUGAACAGUUCGGGCCAUGAGAGCCACCGGGACAUCGCUGUGAUCACUCACCAGGCAGGGUACAACCCAGGCGUGGUGAGGAGGACCGUGGAUCUUCCAUCUGAGCCACAGCGGACUGCAUCCUCCUCAGGUUUUCAUUAUCAGAAACAUCCAGAGCUCCUGAGACCUUAUGACCCUGAGAGUAAUAACCUGAAUUUAGUCAUCCCUCCAAAAAGUUCAGACUCUCGCCCAGGACAGCCAAACACCAGCCAUCCUCCAUCGCAGCCUCCUAAACCCAGGAUCCCUCUGCCUGCUGAGAGCCCAGAGGGAGAACAGAGGGAGAUUGACCAGAACAAAGCCUCUUCCCUAGGUCGACAACUCCCCGUACGGUCCCCAAACACAGUGGAGACAGACUCCAUUAUGUCUGUAGGGAAGCUAAUAAGUCAGUUCAACAGCAGCCAGCGGAGGGGAAGAGGAGGCCCAAGAAACAGGUUGGACCCAGAACAGUGUCGAAGGUCACGCAGCGUGGAUAGCAGCCGAACAUCUGAAUCCUCGGCCUCCUCCUCUUCCUCCAGCAGAGCCUCCUCUUUAAAGGGCGUCAGGGGUGAGACUCCAAGUGGGAUAUAUCCUCCGGGGUCAGCUAGAGCUCGACUCCUCAGCGGGGAAGCUUCCUUGGGGAGCAGGAGAGAGGAGAACAAACCCAGCACACUGCUUGUAACUCAGAACGGAAAAGAAACGACACCGCCACAGGCUGUCAAACUACUUCACAGAGCAGAGAAACCCUCCAUCUCCACAUCAUGCAGUGACCAGACGGACGACUCGGACGACAGAGAUGCGCAGGUAAAGAGAUCUUUCCCAGGACACAGUUAUGCUCUACGGGGGGGGAGAACUGAAAGCUGUAUAUUUUCUAACCAGGUGACCCCUGAUCUUCUGAAAGGACAGCAAGAAGUCUCUGUGGACUCAUGUGAAGACACAACAAGACAGAUGCUGUUCUCAUAUCUGCAGGAUGGGUAAGUGCUGCUCAGGAGAAGAAAUCAAUGUUUUGUUUAAAGGUAAGAUUUGGAGUUCAGAUUUUUUAACUUGAACCAAAGAAGAUGAGCUGUUUUCACCGUUUCUUCUUAAACUGAGCGAAGCUAAACCUGCUACUAACUCUAGAGUUAUGUUUGCCUGCAGUGUCUGGGAUUGGUAUCCACUUUGUUAUAAGUUAAAAAGUGUUAUUUCCUGAAUUUUUUAGCUAAUCUAUAAGUUUAUUCUUUAACUUUCUCCUGAAGUGACAUUGUAAACACACUCUCCCUCAAACACUGCUGAUAGUUUUUCACUUACAGACACUUUGGGUGAUUAGCGUGUGGUUGUGAUCAUGCCGUGUGGUCAGAUAAGGGGGUACUGCUCCAGCUGUGUGUGCUCAUGGCGCACUCAGGAAUGCAGGGCAUGUUCUCGUUUCCACUGAUAAAAGAACUUCUUCACAUGGAAAAUUUUUAAAACACAUCGUCAGUGCUUAUGUGAAAUACUUCCCUGCUUCUCUAAGGCGGGUCCAGUUUUUCUAUUAAGCCCCAAAAUUUGCUCCAACAACUUUUUACUUUUUCAUUACACCUCGACAGUUCUCAUGAUGAUUUCUGUGUGAAUUAUCUCUCUCGCCUCAGGACGACUGAUGACGACUCCACCACUCAGAAAAAAGUCAAUCUGCUGCUUGAAAGAGUCAACAAGCUCAAGUGGAAGGCUGCUCAAAGUCUAGAAGAGGAGGAAAAAGUGUGUUCAUUUGAGAUAUUUGAUUGAAUCGAUCCCUUUUCAUGUGUCUGUCUUACCCUAAUGCUAAUUCAGUGUUGUUUCACGUCUCUUUCCCAGUACUCUCUAGCUGAAGUGAAGCAUUUGCAGGAAAAACAAGCAGCGCUGGAGAGAGAGGUGUCUGAAUUAAAGCAAAAACUGGAAACAGAGAUCAAGGUGAAGUGCCAUUUCAUCCUGCUGUUUCACUGCUCGGACAUUUCCUGUUCACGUGAGUGACGAUGUUCCUCUCUUGUAUUGUUUGCAGAAUGAAAAGACUCUUGCCAAAGCUUGUGAAAAAGCCAGGACGGAGAAGAAAAACCUUCAGGAAGAGCUGGCCAAAAGUCAGGAAGAGCUCUGCAAACUCAGGGACAUGCUGGCUGAGAUUGAGGCGGCACUCCAGUCCACCGAACAGGAGUGAGGAUCCAAACUUUAUAGACACUAAACAGUGUUAUGUGAAGAUUUGUGUUAAAAAUCUUGAAAGUUAAAUGAGGAGGUUGAAUGAGGGUGGGAAAAUAAGUCAAAUAGCUCGGCUUAAAAUAAAGACUGGAAACAGAAAUAAAAUGCUUGCUCAGCAUAUUAUCUUAAAGGGACAUUCUGGUGUAAAAUUAAGUUAGUGUCAAACACACUGUAACACUGAGUCAGACACUCCCUUGAGAGAUGAAUGUUGCCGACUGCUUGCUUCUCUAGUUUUACCAACUUUAGUAACGACCACAUGAUAGCAAAACACAGCGGUCUGAGGAGCCACACACAAGCCUCAAACAAAACGCCACUCUAUAGCCACAAAAAAUGUUCAGAACAGCACCUAACUUCAUCAACAGUACAUAGAGGGUUCCAGCCACCAAACAUCUUUUUAACUUUGCCUAAUUUCUUUAGCAAAGAGACUAAACACAACUCACCUACUCUCUUCCAGCAGCCAACUGUUUGUAGUGAGACCUCAGACGAGUCCAUUACGGACUACAGGGGGGUGACGCAGCUCAAGGAGGUAAUGGACUGGCCAAAGGUCUCACUACAAACAAGCAGCUGCUGGAGGAGAGUAGGUGAGUUGCGUUUAGCCUAUUUGCGAAAGAAAUCAGGCAAAGUUAAAAAGAUGUUUGGUGGCUAGUACUAUGGCUGGAACUCUAUAUAUACUGUUGAUGAAGUUAGGUGCUGUUCGGAGCAUUAUUUGUGGUUAUAGAGUGGCGUUUUGGUUGAGGUUUGCUUAUCAUUCCUCAGAUUGCUGUGUAUUGCUAUUGUGCGGUCGUUGACUAGAAGCAAGCAAGCAGUUGGCUAACUCGAUGUUACGUUGUGUUUGACCCUAAAAUAAUUAAACACCAGAAUAUCCCUUAAAGUGAUAGCCAACUUUACUUGGUUUCAGGGAGAUGCUGGACAGUCUAGAAAUUCGCUCAAAACGACACUCUUAUUUGUUUCAAGCUUCUUUGGGCUUUAAGGUUAUAGUUUAGUUUCAUUUUCCAAUAAUGAGGAGUCAGGUAAAAAGGUUUCACUAAAAAACAUACAGUUAAAACUGUUCAACUCUCUAAAAUUCAAGCAAGUUUAUCAAAUGAAGUUACACGCUCUUAUGUGGAUCAAAUCAAACUGUUGUUAAACACAGAGCUCACAGAGAAGCUAACCAGACUUCAGUUCAAUGUUGUUUCUCAUUCGCUGAGCUUCCGCUGGUUUCUGAGGUCAGGUAGGUGAACUGUGAUGAUCCAAUGAAGGUCAUUUGACCGAGAGAAGAGUCGGAUUCCAUUUGGAUUAAAUGUGCAGAUGCCUUGUUGUUAUCUUCUCCUGUUAAGAACCUUCCUAAAUACUCAAGAGGAAGGAAGAUUAGCUUCUUUUUCUUUAUGUAAAAAAAUAGAAAACAGUAUAUCUGUCAUUCACUGACAUUUUUUCAUGCUGUCAGACUGACUCAGAUGAAGGCAGAGAGAGAGAGAGCGAAGACGGAGAUGAAAGACCUUCAGCUGCAGCUCUCUGAGAUGCACGAUGAGCUGGACCACGCCAAGAAGGCGGAGGUGAUAAACACAGAGAAAGAAGUUCUCCUGCAGGUAAAUGAAACCACAUGAGCAAGGAAAGCUUCACAAAUCAGCUGCAGCUGUGAAUCCAACUGGAGGUAGUGAGGAUGUGCUUUGUUGGAUGUCUUUCAGGAUAUGGCACAGCUGCGUUUAGACUUCCAGGAGAUGCUACAGGUGAAAGAGGAGCAGGAGGAGGUGCUGCACCACAGGGAGAGGGAGCUAAGUGCCCUGAAGGGGGCGCUCAAAGAGGAGGUGGAGACUCAUGAUAACUACAUGGCAGCUCUGAAGGAGGAAUAUGAAAAUGAGCUUGAAAAGCUGAUCCGGGAUUUAGAGCAAGCUAAAGAGGUAACAGAGGAGACAUGACUUUUUUAAAGCCUUUUUUAUAACACCUUUAAUACUCACCUUGAAUCUUUCCAUCCUGACUCCAAGAGCAAUGCCGUGCUGGGUCAGAGGAAGGUGGAGGUAGAGGAGGAGAGGGGAGCAGCUAAGGUACAGCUGAAGGAGCUGAGCCAGGAGAAGGAUCAGCUGAGAGCAAAGGUGCAGGAGCAAAAUAACAAGGUGGAUCAGAUGAGUCUGGCGAUCCAGGAGUGUAAAACCACAGAGAGGCUGCUGGAGCAGAGAGCAAAGCAGCUGGAGGUAAGAAACAGAAUCAGAGAAUCUGAGGUAUUUUUAAACUUUCUUUUUUCAUCCACUGUGAUCUCUUCUGCGUUUUUGUUAAUAAUCGUGUUCCCUUGUUCCCAAGAGGGAAAAGCAGCAGCUGGAGGAAGCACUGAGAGAUGUGAGGAGGAAUGAGGAGGAGAUGUGUCAGUCGAAUCAGGCUCUGCUGUCUCGCCUGGAGGACGUGCAGGUAAAAUAAGGUUUAUUUCAAAGAGAUACGGCUUGCAAGUGUUGAGGGUUUGGCUGUGUGCAUACCUGUCCUACUAUGAUGUUUCUGCCUUUUUAUAAGCCAACCAUACAACAAAGAGAAGAUAAAGUUAAAUCAAAGCUCAUGAAUGGUGCUUUAUAGCAUGAAAAGCAGUUCCCCUGUGUUUCUUCUCUCAGGGUAAGCUCACCAAGCUGAAUCAUGAGCACAGAGAGCUGAAGGAGAAACUUAGAGAGGAGAAGAAGCAAACGGAGGAGCUGUGGAGGACAAAAACUGAACUGGAAGAUGAGAGGAGGCUGCAGGACAGGACCGUGGAGCAACUACAGAGGAAGGUAGAGGGGCGGAUCUUGACACAUCAAGAGAUAAAGAUAGUUGGACCAAAUAUGUGUUUUCCUAACUCUGAGGGAUAAGACCAGAGAAAAUACAAGCAGACACCUCUCAUGCUUUAUUUGAAAGGCUUUUCCAAACAGUUCAGAGAGUGGCCCGUUUAUCUCACUCUUUGUUUAUCUCCAGAUGAAUAGCAUCAUGGAGGAGUGCGAAGCGUCCACAGAUGUGCUCCAGAACCAGGUCGACGAGGCCAGAGAGAGGAGUCAGAGGGAGUUGGACGAGCUGCGGAGACAGCUGCAGGAAAAGGGGGCAGAGCUGGAGAAAUCCCGACAGGCAGCCAAAAAACUGCAGGAAGAGGUGUGGUCCUCAUUGUCCCUCUGAUUCAUUACUAUGUGGCUCCGCAUGUCUUAGUCACCAAUAUAAACCAACUCCAGAAUGGAAAAGAAAAUGGUCUUUUGUUAUUUUGUUUUCUUCUGAUCCAGUGCAAAUAAGAUCUUGUCGUUGUUUUUAUACACGAGGUUGAACAGAAACAUUAAAAACAGUCUCAGGGACGACAGCAGCUUAUUUUAAAAACUGUCUGAUAGAUUUAUCAGCUCACACCUUACACCUUACUCUGUCCCUGUAUUUCAGCUGCUACCUCUGGAGGAGGAUCUGCGGAGGUGUCUCAGAGAACUGCAGGAGGCCCAGCUGAGGGGCCGGCAGCUGGAGCAGAGGGUGGAGGAGCUGGAGGAAAGGAACGUAACCACGGUGGGGGAGCGGGAGCGGCAGGUCAAGCUCAUGGAGGUAAACAACAACCUUGGGAAACAUAACAGUUAACUUUCAACACAUGUUUUAUGUUUUGAAUUAAACAUUGCAGUAUGUGUUGGGGCCUUCUAAUGACAAACAUGACCAAGAUGUUUGAGAGUCUUCUCACUGACUUUCCUUAUUUUUUAGAGCAGAAUUUGGUGGUAGAUUGGUACAUAAUUGUUGCUUACGGGACAAAAAAGAGACUAAAAUCACCAGAAUGUUGUGACGGAGUAUUAGGACCACAUUAAGAAAAAAAAUUAAGACUUAAAGAAAAUUAAAACUUCAAGAUUAAAGUCAUUAAUUUAUGAGAAUGAUCCAUUACUAACAAGAAUGAGGUCGUACUCAAACCAAUAUUUACGAGAUUAAAGUCGUGAUAAAAUCAUUUCUUAUGAAAAUAAAGUCGUAAUAAAGGAAUUACUUACGAGAAUAAAGUCGCAAUUCUGACUUUACUCUUAUAAGUGAUUACUUUAUUACGACUUUAUUCUCUUAAGUUAAUGACUUUAAUCUCAAAGUUUUACUUUUUUUUCUCUUAAUGCGGCCCUAAUCCUCCGUCGUAGAAUACCGCACCUUUAUGUCCGUUUUUUAAGUGUAAAUGGAUGUAACUGUAUCCUGCCUCAGUCGUACUUUCCUUCAAACUUACUGUCUGUGAUUGACGAUUUUUAUUACUUAUCACCUGCAAAGCAUUCCUAAAGCUUGUUUUAUCAGGUGACAGCUAUGACUGUUAUUUUAAGCAGGUUUUAAAGGUCAAUCAUGAAAAUCUUCCUCAGAUAAAGUCAAAAAGUUUGCAGUUAACCAUGCCCCCAAAACGUAAUACUCUUAAUAUGUCAACAAAAAUGCUUCAUCUAUAAACAGCUGCUUAUUUUUCAAUCAAAAACGGCCCAUCUUCAGAGCUCGGAGUCGAGCACACUUGAGGUUAUCACAUGUUUUGAAGUGUUUAUUUUCUCAUGGUGCCUGUAUUUGCACUCUUCUUGUUCCUGUGAACUGUAGGGGUGCUGAAAAGUGCCAGCAACAUCUCACAGCUCAGCACUGUUUGUCUUUCUGAUGACAAAACAUCGCACAGUGAUACCAGUGUGCUCACUGUUGACACUGCGAAUCGAGCGAGGAAGCUCCUGUUUACUGUACAAAGUUAUCGGACCAGUCUGGGUGUUCUCAGGAGUCUCCUUUCACUCUGUCUUUUGUUGACCAGUGUCGAACUCUCAUUUCUAUUAAACAGUACAGGAAAUCUUUAGUUAUCACAGAUGAUGAACUUUGUUAAACUUUUAUUUUUACUGAUUUAAAAAAAAUGCAGAUGAUCUUUUUUAAUCUGUUUCCAAACCACUGCAUCAACAGACAGAUUUACCUUUUCAGAUGAACUUUGUGUUUUACUGCUACAAUUGUUGAGUUUUCUGGUGGUUAGUCAUGUUUUCCUGUAUUCCUCUCCUCCCAGGGUCGUAUCGGUCAGCUGGAAGAGGAUCUUAAUGAUGAGCGAGGCAGCGCCGACCGCCUGAUGGAGCGACUAGACAAAACCAAAGAGCAGGCAGGUUUAAUUCCUCUCUGUCUUUGGGAUUAUUUCUCAACACAAAGCCCUCAUUUUAUCAUCUGCUGAUAUUGGUGAUAUACAGAGUCAGACUCACACCCUGCUUCAGGUCUAAAACGCUCAACCAUACAUCUGUUUUCAUUAUAAACACAUUUCAGCCUGAGUGAUCCGAUUUCCCAGCAGUCGCUAAAAGCUGCUAAUCGGGGUUUCCCAGCCCAGUCGAAACAGGUUUUGCUUUGGUUCUUCCUUUUUAAACCUGAAAACAUAACUUAACCCCUUUAUCCUCAUAUACUCUUCUUCAUGUCUGCUGUUGCUGCAGGAGCAUCACAUCCUCAGUGCGCCUAUAAAGUAGGCCACCAUUCAUGGGAGCAAAGCGGUGCAGACUAAUUGACACAAAACACUGUUUUCGUUGCGGCGCAAAGACAAAAAAAAAAAAAAACAGCAAACUAUUGUGAGGCUCUAUUCACACUCCCUGCUCUGGGCCUCUGGAUGUUAUUAGAGAGCCGAGAGCCUUCAGAUCUGAUUCUGCCGCUCAGACUAGACUGCAUUUCCUCUCGUUUAUGGAACUAAGCUGAAAACUUUUCAUUAAAUCUGAGUCAUUUUCAACAGGCGGUGUCCUUUUUAAUGAAAAACAGCUGUGUUUUGAGUCAAUAUGAAAGGCUGAAGAUAAAAAGUAUAAGCCCAUAUUUACCUUUACAGUUUAAAAUGUCAAUAUACCAAAUAGCUCCUCAGUUCCCACGCAGCUUUACCUUGUUAGCUUAAAGCUCCUGUGGAGAGUUCUCAGCUGGUUAUGAAACAACUGAAGUGAAGACUGAUACUUAUAUAUGAGCCACCAAAGCAAACAAGACCAUCAGCAACAUCACUGAUAAUUAAUUUUUAAUCAUUUUAAUGCCAGUUUCUCCUGUAGAAAAUUUCAGCACACCGAAGAAAAAGCCGUUAUUUACAAUAUUGAUAAAUUUGACAGAGGACAUACAGUUGGAGGAGCUUUUUCCUUAAAAAACAUGUUGAAAAGUACCGUAUUUUUCAGACUAUAAGGCGCACUUACAAUCCUUAAGUUUUCUCAAAAAUUGACUGUGCGCCUCAUAAUCCAGCGCGCCUUUUGUAUGAUUACUUGUUGUGCGUACUGACCGAUUUUAUGUGGUACAAUGCGCUCAAAAAUCUGUGGAAAUGUGUAAGUACGACUUUGGUAAGCAACGAAGCCGCUCCGCUCAGUGGAUAUUCAAAGCAUUACGGUAUGCUGUGUCCCUACCUGAUUAGCUUCAUAAUAGGACCCCUGAGCAGUCUACAAGACUGCCUGACUGUAAUGUCAAAACUAAAAGUGCAUUCAUGUAAGGCAGGUACCGAAAAAUACAGUAUACAGGAUGAAAUCAACAAACAGAUUAGAAGUACCACUUUCUUCCACAGGGGGCGCCAAAGUCAAUGCAACCAUCAAGUUUCUCUCUAGUGCUUUAAUAAACACGGACUGUAAACUGUGUUAUGACUGAAUGUGUGGUGGUAGGGGUUACACAUGUGACUGAAUAUGCAUACAUACUGUAUAUUUGUAACUAAAACUUUCUUAAUUCUGGUGCAUUUUUGUUUAGGAGGUAUGUCAAGGCUUUUUAAAACUAUGUUAAGAUUCAUCAAGAGAGCUAAAGAGCACAAUACUCUCUUUAACUUAAACUUUAUUAAGACAGUGUUUAUAGAAAGUACCUGAGUAGCUUUCUACCGCCGCUGCCUGUUUUAAUCCUCUCUUUUUUAUUGUGUGUAACAGAUGGAUCAGAUUAGGAAUGAGCUGAUGCAGGAGAGAUCCAUCAGACAGGAUCUGGAGUGUGACAAGAUGAGUCUGGAGAGACAGGUAUUGACCUUUGAGACAGGUUAUUGGCCGGUACUCUGAGACCCCAUCAUUGAAAAUUGCUUUGUAGCAUCGCUAAUAUUCACAAAACACAAGUGAAUCCAUUUCAGCUAUUUUUUAAUAGAGUUUCUCUCUUUCAUUUCCUGUGUCAGAAUAAAGAUCUGAGGGGCAGAGUGACGCAUCUGGAAGGAUCUCAGAGGACCAACCAGGAUUCACUCGUUUCCAAACUGAACAACCGCAUCCAAGAAUUAGAGGAGCGACUGCAAGGAGAAGAGAGGUGAGCUGUUAUCAAAAAAUAUUCACAUAUUUAUAUUUCUCACUGUAGGAAAGCACUUUGAAGAUCCUCUGGAUUAUGGUCUGCUUAGACAGGCUAUGGGAGCUGUGGAGCAUUGAACCCGCUUGUAUCACUUUUCCCGUAGUUGUUAGAGUGAGAGUAUCUCUGGUCAGAAACACGGGGCAGGAGUUGAGUUACAGGAAGCUGCAGCAGUGAUGUGAUCUCAUGGUGUUUUUUCACCCUCAGAGACAACAACAACCUACAACAAGCCAACCGCAGGCUGGAGCGCAAAGUGAAGGAGAUGAAGAUGCAGGCAGAUGAGGAGCAUGUCAACCUGCAGAGCCAGAGAGAUCAGGUACUGUCAGCUUCCCCUUAAAGAAAAAAGAAAGUUACCAUGUGACAGUCCGGAGCAGCAGGCUUGACUCACGAUUCAAUUUGUCACUUUUGUGAACUCUGCAGCUGACUCAGAGGCUGAAGACGGCAAAGAGGCAGAUGGAUGAGGCGGAGGAGGAGAUCGAGCGUCUGGAACAUGCGAAGAAGAAGCUGCAGAGAGAUCUGGACGAGCAGAUCGAGGCCAAUGAGCAGCUUCACGGCCAACUGAGCGCUUUGAGGAAUGAGAUGAGGUGACCGCUCUGAACUUCUGCAUCUGAGUUUCUGGAACUUCAUGCAAACAUUAAACUCAUAUAACCUUCGAUUCUUUUAUCUGCAGGCGCAAGAGGAAAUCCCCUCCUCUUAUCAAGACUGUGGAAGGUGAUAUGAAAGAGGAGGAUGAUUUUGGAUCAGAUUGACGGAUGUAAAGAAAACUCUCUCCUGAAGUCAUUCCUGGACUCUGUUUUAAAAAGUUGGACUGACUGUGAAGAAUAAUUCAACAUAAUCUCAUUAACAGCUCAGGUGUGAUCUCAUAAUGUUAUGAAAGGCACGGCAGCUCGCCUAGGCUGACCUCUUGUGGCAAUAAACAAAACUACACUAUGUGACAAACAUGUUUUGCUAUGCACCAGCCAAACUGGCUUAUUGAACUGAACUUGAUUUUGUCUCUCCCUUAAGUUAUUUUCUUCUGUGUGAGUUAAUGGUGCAAACUGCAGAUCUCAAACUAAUGAAUACAAGUGUUUGAAUAAAUUUCUAAUGCUUAUUUACAUUCAAAGAAACCCAAAAGCUUGUUUUUUUUAAUAACACAGAAAAUCAAACUCAAACUUGAUUAAAUUCCUGUCGCACCUUGUCCGUCA
Xyrichtys novacula (pearly razorfish) is the source of this 12535-nucleotide messenger RNA. Lineage: Eukaryota; Metazoa; Chordata; Actinopteri; Labriformes; Labridae. The record is from the annotation of a GenBank genome assembly.